Zymoseptoria tritici IPO323 is the source of this 2883-nucleotide messenger RNA. RefSeq lists its product as uncharacterized. The record is from RefSeq and is a predicted model, not a curated record. The transcript is spliced from 6 exons. Lineage: Eukaryota; Fungi; Ascomycota; Dothideomycetes; Mycosphaerellales; Mycosphaerellaceae. Bases 1 to 2883 code for a protein of 960 amino acids.
AUGGCCACCUUAUCUGGAUCUCGACGCUCCAGCUCCGCAUCAAUGCCCAACAACCACGAAAUUAGACUCAUGAUGAAUGAUCCUCCUUGGUUACCACUAGCGAUUUCCUUUCACUUUCUGGAUCUCCCGCCUGAAAUUCGAAACCUGGUCUACUACGAACUCCUCACGUUGCCAGAAGCCUCUUCCGUUAGGGGUUGCCACCCACAAAUCCUCGCCACGAGCAAGCAGAUGCAUAGCGAAGCCAAGAAACUCCUCUUCCUCUUGAACUACAUUCCGAUCCGCAUCCUUCCAGGAGGAGUCUUCAUCGGAAACUUACGCUGCGGCGAUUACGCUCCGAGCCUUCGAAGUAACAAGAAAGGCGUCAUCCCUGGCAGCUCUCAAAACGACCUCCGCCACCUGGUCUGGCCCGACUUCCUACGCACAGCGCCAUUCAUCCGCUUUGAAGGCGGCGGCACUGUUGAUUGCAGUGCCAAAACUCACAUUGACGAUGAAUGGCAGCAAGCUUUCAAUCGCUCGGGUUCCGAUCGAUUACUUCCUUAUCAGUAUGAGAUGUUCAUCUCGAACGUACUAUGGUUGUUGAGUGCGGAGCUGCACAAGGAGAGAAUGUGCCGCCUCCUUAAAGGUACCUGGCGACGCCAUGAUACUUUCCUUAGCCAUCCGGGUUAUGGCCUCGAGCUGUAUCCGAGCGUCGUCAACGGCACCCAAUUUUCCUACAAUCCUAGGCCAGUCGAUGUUGACAUGAGGUCGAUGGCGAAGGACGUCCAAGCUGGAAAGACGAUGACCAUCGCUGCUGUCCUUGCAAGCUGCCUAACGCUACUCUGGAGAGUCUACGCCGCUCAUCCGCCGCUUGGCGCGGUCACAUACAACAAUGCCGCCUCCGAUGCCGAGCAUCUCCAACGUCCAACAGUCACCAUACUUGGUAGUGAGAUCGCAAGCAAGAAGAUGACGGCUCAAGCUCUCUUCGCCGCAGUUUACGCCAAGCCGGCCACGACUGAAAAUCCACCUGUCUUCCGCCUGGAAUUUGUCAACUGCACAUUCCUAGAUCUGGAGACCGUUAAGCGGCUCAGAGAGCUUUUCCCUCGGCUUCGACAUGUCGAGAUUCAGAGAUGCCUAUACUUUGGAUGGCACCGGUUCACCGACAAAGAUGAGCAGCUUUGGUUGGAGCAGGUCAGAGACCUUCCUUUCUCUCUCGACAUUGCAUACUACGAGCCACCGCGGCGCUACGGUCCGCUUCAACCAACACCGCACCAGAAUACUCCGAAUGGUACAAUGCCGGCCCACGGAUUGCAGACGCUCAGCUGCAACGGCUGGGAGUCGAAUGAAGAGAAGCGGUACGGUGUGCCGAGACGACGCAAAGAUCUCAAACAUACCCCAGAGCGGCCGCGAGAAGUGUGUUCCGAGCUUCUAGCCGGCAGAGGCGGCAAGGCUUUUGCAUUCCGCUUCCGCCGCGGCAUACCGGAGCUCGUGCUCUCUGGUUGCGUCUCCACAGUUCUCGCUAUAACCAAUGCAUCUGGCUACUGCCCUCCACUCCAGACCUUUCAGAACCUCCUCCCUGACGGAAGCAACUUCCGGGAUGCUCUCCAGGAUCUCCAAGACCGCCAAGCCCAUAGUUCUACUGCCAGAGGAUCUGCCGUCUUACCUUUUUCGGAAGAUCAUCUUGCCAAACGACCGCUGUCGACGGGAAAUGACCGCAAGCAACGAGAGCGCGGAUCACCUGUCUCCGAUGAUGCUAACGAGGCUGCUCGAAUUUGCAUGACACAGAGAGCGACAAAGAGCGUGCAGAACGAGGUCAAUGGGGUCAAGCUCAAGACAAUCCAUCAGAAGACUUUCGAGAUUCAUUGUAACGAGGUUAAGGACUUCACCACCGCCCUCAAGGAGGCGAAAAAUGCCCAGCACUCGACAAUCCAGACAGCCGCCAUAUCCAUCCACGAGGUCAAAGACCAUACCAGCGACCUCAGAUUCGUGAAAGACGCUCGAGACGAGAAGCUCCGAACGGCUGCGGACAAUCAGGCUUCCAAUGAACGCAACACUGCCUGCAUCAAGGUCAUCAACGCUGAGACCGGACAGACGAGCGUCGACACAGUCAAAGACUGCACUGCUGAACUCAGCGAAGCUGUGGCCGAGCAACAGACCAAGCUGGAUCUGUCUACAGCGGCGCGGGCGAAGAAUACUUGCAGCGAGUCUGAGGGCAAGGCAAUCGUCACCAAGACAGCAAGCAUCGCCGUCGACAAGGUCUUGGACCUUACCCCUCAGAUCAAGGAUGCUCUCACUCCACAACAGAGCCGCCUGGAUCAGUCUGUCCGAGCCAUCGCGAGCAACGCUCGCAGCGAGUCUGAGGUCAAGGCAAUCCUCGCGCAGACAGCAAGUAUCGCCGUCGACAAGGUCAAGGACCAUCCGCUUGAGCUGAGCGCCGCUCGGGAAUCCCAGCAAACGAAGCUACAGGAAUCGGUGGACGCCCAAGUUGAAGAGUCUCGAAAUGAGAUGGAGCUUCAAGCGAUCGAGGCAUCUUUGUCUGGAAUCCUGGUUGACUCAGUCAAAGACUGCAAGCUCCAGAUUGACGAUGCCAAGAGCAAGCAACGAGAGAGAGCAGCGCAAGCGGCAAACAACGCCGCUUCCAAUUUCAUGUCUCAAUGCCGGAUCGAUGCCAUCAUGCAAGCAACGAACACGAUCGGGCUGGUCGAGCUGAAGAACUUCAAUCUUGACGAAGAGAUUGAAACCAACAAAAUGGAGAGCAGGGCCAGGGGUAAGGCGAGGAACACCGCAACCAAUCUUGCGAAGCAGAGCAAGAUCGCGGCAAUAACUGCGCAGGCCAAAUCUAUGGUCGACAAUGCCGAUCCAGUCAAAGACUUCACACAAGAGAUGACUGAAGCAGCCAACAAGUAG